Molecule: messenger RNA, 4032 nt
Organism: Phanerochaete carnosa HHB-10118-sp
Lineage: Eukaryota; Fungi; Basidiomycota; Agaricomycetes; Polyporales; Phanerochaetaceae
Exons: 13
Coding region: 60-2459 (799 amino acids)
Biological process (GO): reciprocal meiotic recombination; double-strand break repair via synthesis-dependent strand annealing
Cellular component (GO): nucleus
Molecular function (GO): DNA translocase activity; hydrolase activity, acting on acid anhydrides; ATP-dependent chromatin remodeler activity
Source: RefSeq, a predicted model, not a curated record
CUUUGAUUUCUGUUUUGCUAUAGAUUAAUACUCAUUCCAACCCUCCGCCACUACCUACUAUGCUUAAGCGGGCACCCACAACGACGGACGGCCGAAUCGUCGACCGUCUACAAGAAAGCGUACGCGUCAACAAGCCAUUCAAGCCUCCUACACUUGCCGUACAGCGAGAGCAGUCGCAACGCAAACGCAAACGCGUGUCAUAUAAGGGUGCGCAGGCGGAUGGCGACGACGACGACGAGCCGAAAUCGAAGAAGAAGAAAGAUAUGCUCGAUGGUCCGAGGGACAACAACAUCCAGAGCGCCCCUGUAUAUAAGCCCAAGCCUUUCGAUCAAGUCUCCCGACGGUUCUCCAUACCGUCUAUGAAGAAUGCUGCAGGAGAGUAUGUGCAGAAACCUAUGUCCAACGUAGCUCUCGGUAUUCGCCCUGUCGCCAAUAUCAUCCCUCGUCCUCUCCAUGACCCCAUGGAAGAUCACGCUAUAGUUCUGUACGAUCCGACAGUCGACGACAGGGAGACCGACGAAGAAAGGAAAGAGCGUGAAUUGGAAGAGGAGAAAGAGCGUGCGGCGAAGGAAGCUCGUGAAAAGAUAGCGGGAUUGUAUAACCCUCACAAGAGUUUAAGAGAGAUCCUUGGUGGUGGGACUAAGAAGAAGCUGAACAAGAAGGUCCCGGUGGUCAUUGACCCUCGACUAGGCAAGGUCCUUCGGCCCCAUCAAAUUGAAGGUGUACAGUUUAUGUUCAAGGCGACCACCGGAAUGAUUGUCGAACACCAAUAUGGUUGUAUCAUGGCCGAUGAGAUGGGUCUGGGUAAGACCUUACAGUGCCUCACUCUUAUGUGGACACUGCUCAAGCAGUCACCGCAUGCCGGGAGGUCUACUGCCGAGAGGGUCAUCAUUGCGUGUCCCGCCAGUCUGGUCAAGAACUGGGGCAACGAGAUUGUCAAGUGGCUCGGCCCAGGUGUCGUCGGGACAGUGCUUCUCGACGGCACAGAUAACUUAGGGAAGGCUCGUCGUUGGAUAGAACAGCCAAGGGGACGUAAUUGCACGAACCCAGUCCUAAUAACGUCUUACGAGUAUCUACGCACCUUAGGAGAAUCGUAUCCCUCAAUUUGUGAGAUGGAGAUUGGCCUUCUCCUCUGUGAUGAGGGACAUCGUCUCAAAAACACUGAAUCCAAAACAUGGCAGGUGUUAUCCACGCUGAAAGCCAAACGCAGGGUCAUCCUCACUGGCACACCAAUCCAGAAUGAUCUCACAGAGUACUUCUCUCUCCUCAGUUUCGCACUGCCUACGUAUCUGGGAACGCGAAAUGAGUUCCGCAAGAAUUUCGAGAACGCGAUUAUUCGAGGACGCGACGCUGAUGCAUCGGACGCUGUCAGGGAGAAGAGUGAGCAAAAGCUCAAAGAUCUUGCUGCUCUCGUAUCCAAGUUUAUCAUUCGCCGCACGAAUGACUUGCUCUCCAAAUACUUGCCUGUCAAGUAUGAGCACGUCGUUUUCUGUCACAUGUCUGACAUUCAACGAGACAUGUACUGCCACUUCGUGGACCACCCACAGACGAAGACUGAACUCCGCGGCAAAGAGGCCAAGCCGCUGGUCGCUAUCAAUAUUCUGAAGAAGCUCGUCAACCACCCGGAGCUCCUCCCUAUCGGCAAGGAAACUAAGCAUGCCGAAUGGGAUAACAAAAAGGACGCCGAGAAGGAAAUGGAGAUGAGAGACGUACACACUGAAUGGAGCGGCAAAUUCUUAGUCCUGGAGAGGUUCCUGGACAAGAUGAGACAAGAGACGAAUGACAAGAUCGUCCUUAUCAGUAACUAUACAAGUACCCUGGACGUCUUCGAGAAGCUGCUACGGGCCAAGAGGUACGGAUACUUCCGUCUCGAUGGUAAGAUGAACGUCAAGAAGAGGCAGGAGGUCGUCGACAAAUUCAACAACCCUGAGGUCCCUGAGUUCGUCUUCCUGCUCAGUAGUAAGGCCGGCGGCUGUGGCAUCAACCUCAUCGGCGCGAAUAGGCUCAUUCUGUUCGACCCUGACUGGAACCCUGCUUCCGACCAGCAGGCACUCGCGCGUGUGUGGCGUGACGGCCAGAAGAAAGAAUGUUUUGUGUACCGCUUCAUUUGUACGGGCACCAUCGAAGAGAAGGUCUUCCAGCGCCAGGCGCAGAAGCAGUCGCUGUCGUCGGCUGUCGUCGACGAGAAGGAGGACGUCGAGCGGUUCUUCUCGCGCGACAACCUGCGGCAGCUGUUCAAAUACAACGACAAGACGCUUUGUGAGACACACGAGACGUUCAAAUGCAAGCGAUGCAAGAACGGCAAGCAGUUCAUGAAGUCGCAGGCGCUGCUUUACGGUGAUGCGAGCACGUGGAAUCACUACACGAAUGAGGAACUCAGGAAUAAUCAUGACGAUCUCCUGCGAGCUGAAACUGGGCUUCCUGAGAUCUCGUUUGUCUUCCAGUAUAUCAGUCACUGAGCGUGUCCCCCUUCGCUUUCUUUAUCACUCGACGCAUGCAACACGAAACCGCACAGUCAGUCUCAGACCAAUAUCGCAAACAUUGUAGCAUAGUAGACUGGUAUCCCGAUAGACGCAUUUGCUAGAAAUACAUAUUACAUGAGUCGUAAAGUGUCCCAGACGAUAAGCACAACAACAGGCUAAGGCGUAGGCUAGCCUGCACUUGCUCAUGCAACAACGUCGUCCCACGAGCCCCAUUCGCCUCCCUGUUUUCGUACCUUGAUUUUCUCGCCUGCGAUGCCGAAGUACUGUGCCUUGAACCACGUCUGCAUCUCCUCCUCGCUGAACGGACCGAAAAGCUGCUCCCCCUCGCUAGACGACCCGGGCACGUCCCACUUGUACUCAUACUUGACGUCUGCGGACGGCGCGACCCAGUCCUUGUCGACUUUGCCCGACGCACGCACCGCACGCACGAGCUCCUCGUACGUCUUCGAGUAGAUGUCGGUGUCGCCGAGCGACAUGAGUGUCGAGGCGAGGUGCGUUAUGUGAUCGAUCUCGGAGGGCUCAGGCUUAGACUUCGCGGCGGGCUCAGCCUCCAUUGAAAUAUCUUCACCGUUUCGCUUCAUUUUAUUAUUUGGCCUGGAGAAGACAUAGCAUUAGCAAGAAGUUAUUGGCCCAUAGGCGGAGACGUACCGCUUCUUCUGCUGCGUGCCGUUCUUCUUCACCUUCGCCCCCAUUCUCUGCAGGGCCUCCAGGACAGUCUCUCCCUUUUUCAGGAGUGGUAAUAAUGCCUUCUCGAUAUCAUCUUUCUCGCCCAUCUGCUGCAGCUCCCGCUCUUCCGCCUGCUGCUUCUCCUUCUGUACCCGCUCCAUAUGCCGGUGUUGCCUCCGCGCUUUCUUGAUCUCGCUCUCGUCGAGCCCCUCCAUCCACUUGUCGUGCACGGCGUGCGGGUCGAACGUGCGGAUGUACGUCCCGUCCUCGGUGAACUUGCCCUCCUCCAUCUCCUCGCGCAUGUUGAACGACGAGAUUUCAAAGCCCAUUCCCGCCUUCUUCCGCCGCUCUGCGUCGUCUUCGUCCUCGGGCUCGUCCUCCGACGCGCUCUGCUCCUGCUCGCCCGUGUUCUCGCCAAAGACCUGCCCCUCGAUGUCUCCCAGGCGCAUGUACCGCUCCUCCUUCUUCGCGGCCGCCUCGUCCUCGUCUUUCGCCUUGUCCUCCGUCGCGAACAUGUCGUCGUCGUCGUCCUCCGCGGCCUUGUCUGCGUCCUUCCGCCGGCUGAGCACGACGCUCUCGCCCUCGUCGCUCGAGUCCGAGUCGUAGCCCUCCGUCUUCACGCGGCCUUUCCGCCGCGCAUUGGGGUCCUCGAGCUGGGCAUCGACCUCCUCCGCGAAGUUCGCGGGGUCGUCCUCCGGCUCGACAAAGCGUGUCUUCUUCUGUGCAUGUUGCGUCGCGCCCUCCGAGGACGGCGCGCGUUUGUGUGCUGAUCGUGGAGGCAUAGGAGCACCUAUACUUUGCUGGUCUCGCUCAAUGAGAAAGUGAGAUAGCAAGGGCUGGCAAUGAGAGAGAUGUGGGAAAUUGCUAUCCAAAGUCAGCGAGA